This is a messenger RNA of Epinephelus fuscoguttatus (brown-marbled grouper), 4112 nucleotides long. RefSeq names its product transmembrane protein 87A-like. Gene Ontology annotation, cellular component: Golgi apparatus; Golgi cisterna membrane. Bases 44 to 1696 code for a protein of 550 amino acids. NCBI's taxonomy places the organism in Eukaryota, Metazoa, Chordata, Actinopteri, Perciformes, Serranidae. Gene Ontology annotation, biological process: retrograde transport, endosome to Golgi. The record is from RefSeq and is a predicted model, not a curated record. The transcript has 20 exons.
CUGACGGCGGAUACGAGUCUGACCUGCUGUAGUAGAUGCACAGAUGAAGAUGCUACAGUCGCUUCGGUUAUGUCUCCUGCUCUCUGCCUUAGUUUUCCGCCUGGGCACAGCGGCAGAGCCAGAGGUGUCAGUAUGGGACGUGGAGAUCAACUCGACCAAGGAGGCCGUGUUUCGAAAAACGCUGUAUGCCAACACCACCAUCUACAUGAAGUUCCAGGGUGACACAGCGUCAUGUGAUAGAAACCUGGCCUUCAACAUCAGCUGGUACCUGCGCUCCUCUGUGUGCUACAAUGAGGUCUUUAACACACCUGACAACAAAGCGAACAACAUGUUUGGUAUGGACCACAUGUUGAAGGACGGCUGGAGCGGCUUCUACAGUCAGGGCUACAUGUACUUUGACAACUGCUCAUCGCUCUUCUUACCCAGGACGUAUUAUGCAGACUACAACCCGUAUCAGCCGCUCACCAGCCCAAAGAGCGACCCAUCGAAUCAGAGCCUCAUUUGGCCCGAUAAGCCGGACAUCAGUGCAGUGGCCAAAGCCUGGGAGGACAGUCCGUAUCUGUUCAUAGUGAAGGUGCAGCAUUUGUUCCGCGGAGUUGAGGAUGACGAAUUCGGGGCAGAGCAGUUCAACUUUGCUUUCACAAUGAAAGUUGAGAUGAAGGGACCACAUGACUUCUCUUCUCCAGCAGACUGGCCCCUCAUGAUGUUCUUCAUGGUCAUGUGCAUUGUGUACGUGCUGUUCGGGGCUCUCUGGCUCUUCUGGUGCGCCUGCUAUUGGAGGGAUCUGCUGAGGAUCCAGUUCUGGAUCGGCGCUGUCAUCAUCCUCGGCAUGCUGGAGAAAGCUGUGUUUUACUCAGAGUACCAGAGCAUCCGUUACAAAGGAGACCACGUUCAGGGUGCUGUCAUUUUUGCUGAGCUGCUCUCUGCACUCAAACGAUCUCUGGCCCGAAUCCUUGUCCUCAUUGUCAGUCUUGGCUACGGCAUAGUCAAGCCCAGGUUGGGCACCACAGUACACCGGCUGGUCGCUGUCGGGCUUCUCUACCUGCUCUUCUCCUCUGUGGAAGGUGUGCUAAGAGUGACAGGUGGUUUCUAUGGGACAGUUGCCCUGGUGGCUAAUCUCAGCCUCUCCCUCAUUGACUCCUGUGUCAUGUGGUGGAUUUUCAUCAGUCUGUCUCAAACCACUCGUCUACUGAAGCUCCGCAGAAAUGUGGUGAAACUCUCUUUGUAUCAGCACUUUACGAACACGCUCAUCUUCUCCGUUGUUGCUUCCAUCAUAUUCAUCAUCUGGACCACCAAAGUCUUCAAGCUGGUGGACUGCCAGACGGGUUGGAGGGACUUGUGGGUUGACGAUGCCUUCUGGCGCCUCCUGUUCUCCACCAUACUGCUGGUGAUCAUGGUGCUGCUGCGGCCCUCUGCUAACAACCAGAGGUUCUCUCACUCUCCUCUGAUUGAUGAGGACGAUGAUGAGGAAGAGGCCAAGGAGCCAAUGCUGAAUGAAGCUUUUGAGGGAAUGAAGAUGAGAGGCUCGAAGCCUGACUCUAAUGGCUCCCAGAAACUGUUAAGUAAAGAGGAUGAAGACCUAAAAUGGGUCGAGGAGAACAUCCCUACAACUGUCGCUGAUGUAGCUCUCCCUGUGAUACUAGAUGAAGAAGAGGAAAUCCUCAAAACCAAGAUGGAGAGAUCCAAAAUGGAGUAGGAGCAAAUGCAAGAAGACGGUGUGAGAAUAGGAAGAAAGCAAUGUCACUGAGGCAGCAAUGAAUGCAUUCUGAGUGAUCUGAGUACCAAAAAAAUGUGGGCAAAGCCAACUUGUUCUCUCCAGACACUUUACAUUUUUUAUUUAAUUUCGCAGGUAUUGUAAGUUCAGUAAGGUGGAAGCACAAAUAAUGUGUUUGUAUCAAGGGAGUACUGUGCAGUCUGUAGCUGCAUGCUGGUAAUGUUGAGAUCAGCACUCUGGGAGGGGGUGAAACUGGAGCGAUUACACAGCAGAACACUUAUUUAUUUAUUUGUUUCAAAGAUAUUUGUGCAGUGUCGCAAACUUGGCCAAAAUGAAGCAGAAAGUGGGCAUUUAACAUAAAACCAUUGUGGUAUAUUGAAUAUUUAUCAAAAUUAUGCCUUUUAGUUUUAGACUAAUACAAUAUUUAAGAUUGGAGAGAAGUUUCUCUGCCCGCUUAACACUGCAAAAGCGACACAAGCACCCAAAUCUGUUGGACUGUGAGGACUGAUUUCAAAUCCAUUAAAGUACGAAUUAUGAUUAUUAUGUGGCGGUUGUUUCAGCCAAGAAAUUAGAUGAGUGUAUGAAUGAAGGGGAAAAUAAAUGCUCAAGUUAUUGUGCAUAAUAAGAUAAUAUUUAAGCCAACACAGCAUCAGACACUUGAACUUGAAAUUAUCUUCAGAGAUGUUCUUUGCCAUAACCUAAUGUAAAAAAAAAAUGCAGGUGUUUUUAUUGCAUUACAUAUUUAAUAGGUCACAUGAUGACGUACAUUUAAUAUUUAAAUAAGCAACUGUAUGGUAUGAUUAACCAUUUAGCCAGAGAAUUAAAAAAGUGAAGAUAAUUUCUCACAGCUGCACCAACAAAUGUUGAGUAUUAGUUUUAUUGUGAACACAUAACUAACACUUUGUUGUCUGGCUAACUGAGUUAUCCUAAAUAUAGAAUUAAAAAAGUUACUGUUACUCUAUGUAAACACAGCCGCAUCAGUGAAUAUUGAUACUUGAAGCAUAUCACAGUUGUCAGGGUGAAGUGUGCAACAUUUGUGUUUUGGGGAUUCUUGUGUUAACUGGAACACACUGUUUGUGAGCUGGGAGAAUGUAAUCGUGACCCUGUUGGUCAUGAGACUUGUUCAAAGCCAAGUGUAUACUACCAUAACCACACAGUGUCAUCAGAAGUGUUCACGCUCAAGCGUUACACGAGAUCACUUCUCUGAGAUAUCAUCUUAACACAGAACAGUUCAAACAACUGAAAAUAAGACUCUUGUAUUGCUGAUUUUGAAGCUUUUAGUAACGAUGAAAAGCUGCUCGGCCCUCAGCGAGGAGGGAGAAUGUUUGACUCUUAUUGUAAAAACAGGCCAGUUUUAAAGGGCCAGUGUGUAAAAUGGGUUGAAAACAGUGACAUCAGUGGUCAAAUUCUAGAUUGCAGGGCUCACUCACUCACCCCUCCCGUCGGGUAAAUGACGGUGGCCUCGUAGGGACAAAAAGCUUUGCGCACAAGUUUUUCAGGAGUAGGUCUAUCUAGCAACGAGUUGUAUGUUUAUUUAGAAAUCUAAGCCAUGUUACGAUAUUGUAAUGAAUCCCUCAUGAGCAGGAGACCAGAGGAACGUUCAGGAAAAAGGCCCGUUUAUUUGAGCACUCUGGUAACUCCGGUAACACUCCAGGGGGUAAAAGACUCCGUCCCAAACUCUGACUCUUCUAGCGUAACACACACACUUCAUAACUUCACACACACUCCUUUACCAUACAGAGUGGGGUCCCCCAUCCCCUCUCUGCUCAAUCUCCAGCCCGCACACUGACUGACAGCGUAGCCGGUAAACAGAGCUCAGCUGUUUAUUUAGCCUAGCGAUAUCUCCGGACUAUAGUAGCUGCAAUGGACGACUUUGAACGCGAUUUUGAAGAGUUUCUUGUAGCGGACACAGACCCAGAGCCAUACCUGUUUGAGCUGGAGCAUACAGAUGAGGAACUCCAUGUGUUUGAUGCUGAGCGGGCGAGAAGAGAGGCUGAAUGCACAGAAUGGGAUUCGGUGCUACUGCUGCCAUCGUUGGGGAGAUAUAUCAUCAGGAGGAAAAGCGCCGCAGAGAGUGCAUCACAAGGAGUGAAGUUGUGUCUUCUUUUCCUCGCAGAUGACGGUUCGGGUUCAUUCUCUCCUGUUGCGUAGUAAGUGUGGUCCAUUUCCAGACUUUAUAACUAAAAAACUUUUCACUACUCUCUCUUGACGAACUACUAACACUCUCUGCUGUUUCCUCCUCCUCCUUCUUCCUUCCUUCCACUGUCUUCGUUGGUUCAUUUAUACACGCAAAAUGCGUUCUCUGGCUGGCUGGAUUGUCCACUCGGUCUGCCGUACAUACAUGGCGGCGCAAGAUGGCGACCUCUCUAAAGCAAGGCCCUUGCUAUAUAUAUAUAUA